CUCACUUAUCUUAUCUACUAGGGGCUGCUAGGGCCUCUUUCAGCUGCUGUUGGAUUUUAACUAACGGCCAACGGCUUAUCUCAGUGAGGCCCAACACACAUUCCUAAGGAGGGGGUUCCUGCUCUUAGCUCUAGCCUAAUACGAGAGAGAAGCACCUACUUGCUUCAAACAUUUGCUCUGCAUACACAAAUGUUAUGGCUUAUGCCCAUGUCACAGGGGUGGAGCUAGUGCCCGUCGUGACGUAAGGGAGGUAGCAAAGCGUGUUCAUGUCCCUGCUUCUAGCCGGAGCUCCUGGAAACUCCUUUCACUCGGAAGUCAGAAAGUGCUGCAGCGUUCUUGCCUCUCCCGUUGGGGGAAGGUGACCCCGGUCUUCUCGUACCCCGGGGGGAUCUGGGAGAAGAUCCACAAGGUGGAAUUAGGGUGUCACAGACUUCCAUCCCUUGGAGGCUGCUUUGGGGCAGAUUAAAGAUGGAAAACGAAGACUCAGCUGGCCAUGAAGUAGGAAAAGCCCCUGAGGCCAACCAGGCUGGGAUGACUGGGGAAUUUUGGGAAAGGACAGGGCAGAAGAUCCGGGAGGAGGACACCAACAGCUCAGAUGCAAAAUGCCAGCAAUUCAGGCGGUUCUGCUACCAGGAGACCGAGGGGCCCCGAGAGGUUUGCAGCCAACUCCACCACCUUUGCCGUCAGUGGCUGAAGCCAGAGAGGCACACGAAAGCUCAGAUGCUGGACCUGGUGAUCCUGGAGAAGUUCCUGACUGUCCUGCCCCCGGAGAUGGAGAGCUGGGUGAGAGAAUGCGGAGCAGAGACCAGUUCCCAGGCAGUGGCGCUAGCAGAAGGUUUUCUCCUGAGCCAGGCAGAGGAGAAGCAGCAGGAAGAUCAGGAGACACAAGGACUGUUGUCAGAAGCAGCCCCUGAUUUCCACGAGGCAGAGAAGGACCCAUCGGACGCUAGGCAGACACCCUUGUCCAGGGAGAUCUUACAUGAGGAGGGCAGUGGUGCCUCCUUGCUGGGGGCUGGCAUGACACUGCCUCUGCAUUCCCAGCCAUCUCUUCCUUCUUGUGGAGUGGAAGGCACUUCAGGACGACCAGAACAGGGCCAGGUGACCUUUGAGGACGUGGCCGUGCAUUUCACAGAGGAGGAGUUGGCUCUGCUGGAUUGCAGCCAAAAGACUCUGCACAGGGAAGUCAUGGAAGAGAAUGGUUGGAUUGUGGACUCUCUGGGACCCUGACUGGCACCAGCUCUCCAGGGUUUCAGAUGAAGAAUUCCCCAGUGCUGCAUGGAGAUGGAAGCUGGGGACUCCUGCAGGCCAAGCAGAUGCUCUGCCCCUGAGCUGCAGCCCCUCCCCUCAGGAGGCUGACCGUCUGCAGGGAGGGCGAUUUUCCUGUAUAUGGAACCUCUGAGGGGAAAAUGUAUGAGCCUGCUUAAUAUAAAAUAUAAAACUUAUCUUUUCUCCCAGUUGACCCUCUCCCCCAAGAAAGUGAACAGCUUUGGUCUUAGGCUGAGCUAAACCAAGGAUGGUUCAGACAAGUUUAAAAAAAAUGUAGAGGAGGGAUUCUUUUCUCUACCAAUAUCUCUUUUAUUGAAAAAAAAAUCAAAAUUAUAUCAGAAUCAAUACUCAGUCACGUGGACACUCAGUCAAGACACACAUGCAACUAGAUGUUCAGUUUCCAAGAUACAGUAGCAGAUACAAAAUACAAAGAGAAAGUACAAAAAGGAACCUAAAAUAUAUAAAACCGUUCCUGUUUCUCCAGGAAUACAGCUUGCACAAAAGCAAUUUCCUUCCCUGAUCUUUUCAUGCCACAGCAGUAUCCACUCCAGGUCUUUCCCUUCGUCUCCAAGGACCCUCUUACUGGCCUCUCUAAUGCAUGAGAGAGGUGGCACCAGCAGCGGAGUCAGACGUCGGACACGGGGGCGUGGUCUUGCAGGCAAAGAGAAGGAUGAUUUAAAUUUUAAAAAUCUCAUCAGAUUGAGAGGAGCUUUUCGGGAAGCUGUGCUCGCCGGUUACACCCAGCUGCUCAAUUAUAGCUGCACCUGCACCCCUGCCCUAUCAAAAGUGCCACGCUGAUCUUGUGUUCCCUUAGGGUAUUCAAGCACACGUGCUGCUUGCCCUGGGAACGAAAAGCCACACUCAUUGAAUUUGCAGCCUGGUCCAGAAAAGUUCUCCGAGGCUCACUCUUUUGCUGGCGCUUCUUCACAGUCGUGCCAAGCUCGCAACAAGGUUCCCCAUCCCUUCCUCUGGUCUCUCUGCCCCCGCCUCCCCAACUCCGCCAGCAGCCAGAAGGGGAAAUAUCACGUGGGAGAUCAGCUGUCGUCGGCUUUGAGACCAAUUUAAAGAGCAAAGCCGCCGCUGCUGCUUGAGUGCAGUAACCCUCCCUCAGAGAGCGCGCCCAGUGCGUGCGCCUGCCUGUAUCUGUGUAUGGAGAACUGAAACUAAGCGUGUUUACUGGGGAAGUCCCAACGUCGACUUUCAGUGAGACUCAGCAGCAAGUAGCUUUUGAAAGGCUGUGAUUAUUUCCUGAGGCUUCUUGUGAGGUCAGAUUGUAUUUGUGGGCAGGGUGAUGGACACACUAGUGGAGGGUCGGAUCCAUCAGUACUACCUUCUCUUCCGCCAGCUCCAUCGAAAUGAACUUUGCAGUGGGUUGGGGGUUCAGCAUAUUAGGGCUUGGUCUGCCUGCUGGCCGCUUAGUACACUUCUAGCGCAAAGCCCUUUUUCCUUCUGCUCGGCUGAGGUUUUGUUGCUCAAACCACGUGUCUUUCAUCAGGCAGAGUGUGUUGCCCCAAACUUCUCUUUCUGGGAUUGAACACGACUGGCGUGGGAAAGCGAGUACCUGACCCCACAUGCACAAGAACAAAGCAUAAGAACAGGCUGUGUUUUUCCACCUGCCUCCACUCCUCACAUUUCUAAACUCCAGAAUGAGACCCAAGCCUGCCCCUAUAAUGUGUAUGUGAGAGUGGGGGCUGGUGUUGAAAAUGAAGCGAUAGAGCGUAUUUGCGCUCUCUUCUUCACUUUCUGCAUCGUGGUUUUUGUUUUUUCUUGUUUUCACUCUUUAUUGUCUCCCUAUUCUUUUGCAAUUAUUUAAACGGGAGAUCCAUGGCAGCUUUAUCCUAAUA
Molecule: messenger RNA, 3110 nt
Organism: Hemicordylus capensis (graceful crag lizard)
Lineage: Eukaryota; Metazoa; Chordata; Lepidosauria; Squamata; Cordylidae
Product: zinc finger and SCAN domain-containing protein 31-like
Exons: 6
Coding region: 469-1227 (252 amino acids)
Biological process (GO): regulation of DNA-templated transcription
Source: RefSeq, a predicted model, not a curated record